Messenger RNA from Dicrocoelium dendriticum, 2451 nucleotides. The record is from the annotation of a GenBank genome assembly. Lineage: Eukaryota; Metazoa; Platyhelminthes; Trematoda; Plagiorchiida; Dicrocoeliidae.
AUGUUCUGGCGGGCUUUGUGAAUGUUUGCGCUACAUCGGAAGGUCGACCUUCUUUUGGUCGCUGUGAUCGCGGGUGACGGUUCCUAGCCCGUGAGGCCGUAUAAUGAGCCUGGAAAAUACUGGCAUUAGUACUAAACAAAACGUUGAAGCACCACCUACCACUGUAGUGACCAAAGUUCGAAAUCUAUCUGAUUACCCUAGCUUCACGUCAAGUGGUCAUGGGAAUCGAAAGCGGUUGAGCGGCGUGCAUGGCGCGAUCUGAUCACGAAGGCAAGAGAAAGACCUCAUGCAUGCGGAGAAGUAGCGGCUAUUGCGGAAGCGAAAGGCGCCGAUGGGUUGUACUCCAUCGAGACCGAGCGCAUGGCGCUGCAGUACAUGUGGUCGCGAGUGCCUGAGUCAGGCAGGCCUAUUGAGCCAUGAUCGAGGCCACUCGGGGCAAACACCAAAACCAUGACGAGUCUUUUUGAGGGCGUAUGCAGAAUCGGCUCUGCGUUUGUAGCUGAAUGUGAUGAUCCUCCUGGCGUACCCGUAAUGAUUGCUUCCAGAUCGAUUGGCCGAACCUCCCACACCUCACGAUGUGAUUCUUCCGCAGAACCUUCCUCUGUUCAGCUGGUUGAUGAAAAUGAGAACAUAAUGUUCGACGAUUGCGAAUCGUUCGCCGACCAGCUCAUGUGUCCCAUGGACCAGCCGGUCAAAGUGGUCGCUAUUGUUGGCAACACUGGUGACGGGAAGUCGUACACCAUGAAUCAGAGUUUCUUCAACGGAAAGAAGGUGUUCGCCACCUCUCCCACACAAACCACCUGUACAAUGGGCGUAUGGGCUGCUUACUUGCCUUCCAAACGAUGCAUUUUACUGGACACCGAAGGAAUGUUGGGGACCGCUGUCAACCAAAACCAACAUCGGCGCCUGUUACUCAAGGUAUUCGCUGUGUCUGACUUGGUCAUCUAUUUGACCAAAGCUCCUCGCCUGCACACCGACAUGUUCACAUUUCUCGCCGAUGCUAGCGAUUCCUUCGCAAAGCACUUUCGACCGGAUUUGGAAGCUCUCGCCAAACGCACCGGAUUGCCUUGGUCCCCAACCCAACUGGGUCCUGCUGUCAUCGUCUUUCAGGAAACUCGUCACACUGAUCCGUUGUCUGGGUCGUCUGAGAACAACGACUUUUAUCCAGCUACGAUUCAUGUGAACUCCAAAAAUGACAAUCCGAGACAGACUUCCGAUUCAGUUACAAAUGCUUUGCAAAAGCGGUUGGCUGAUAUGAAGAGAAAUGUGGAAUCCUUUUCUUCGUUGCAUUACCUCGGGACUCAGACAAAGGAAGGAACCACUGAUUUCAAGCCCCUCAACCAGCUGACCAUGCAACUUUUGGACGACAAUUCAAUACGCACUCCGCGGAAACUGGAGCACAUCUUUUGCAGUCUGCACUUGCUGAACAGCCGAUUCGCUAGCGAUAUCCCCGCCACGGAUCAGUACACGUUUGUGGAGGAAUAUUUCACUUGCCCAGCCAGGUGUGAUAAUUGUUCCACACGCUGUUGUCUCAGCGUUGGACAUCUGCUGUCCAAGCAGGAGCACCAGGCGACUCUCUCGAGCGCAAAUUCCACCGGGCAACACCAGCACGAACGUGGAGGGUGUCAGUACAAUCCAAAUUUGAAAAAUAAGCUCUACUACUGCAAGGACUGUUACGCACUUGGUAUCAAGAAUAUUGUGGUUCCUAAAGCUGGCGAUUCGGUUCUCGAUGCCGCCAGAUACUUUUAUUCGGGUUACGUGCUCGAAUGCAAGCGCCAUGGCAUCAUUUAUCAGAGUCGAAAUUUGUGGUCCGCUAAUCCGGAACCGGAGCAAACAGCCAGGGUACUUUGGGAAGUGGUGCACGUCUGGUCCGGGGAGAAGACAGUGUUGCAGGGUAUACACCCCUUCAGUCAAAUUCUUCUAGACAGUUUCAGCACUGUCAGCAAACAGGUCAGUGGCCUCGCUGGCCCUCCAGUUCGACUGCUGGGUGAUUUGUUCACCGAUAGCUUGGCUCCGGACUACUGGCAACGCAACACUACCAUCCGAUCUUGCGCCCUAUGUAAAUUCGAGUUUCCUGAUCCCUCUGUCGACGGCAUCGACUAUAAUAACCUACAACGAAGAUCACCUCCACUUGUGGAGCCCGCAGGCGAACAUCGGUCUUCUCAACAGGACAUACCCGACACCGCCCGAAGAAAAUCCGGCAAGCUCGCGCGAGGCACUGUACUCUUACCUCGAACCUCAUCGUUAACGCCGCCAUCCACUGAAGAGAGCCAGUUGGAGAAUGCUCCUCGGCAAAAAGCUUUGUCCAUUCCAAAUGACGCCACCGUUGACCUACUCAAGCAUCACUGUCGCGCCUGCGGACGUGGAAUCUGUGGUGCUUGUUCCACGGGACGAUUACCAGUUGCUGGUUUUGGCCCAUGCCCCGUGCGCGUUUGUGAUGAGGGGUAUUGA